Molecule: messenger RNA, 1811 nt
Organism: Annulohypoxylon maeteangense
Lineage: Eukaryota; Fungi; Ascomycota; Sordariomycetes; Xylariales; Hypoxylaceae
Product: Sas10 C-terminal domain-containing protein
Exons: 2
Coding region: 70-1770 (566 amino acids)
Biological process (GO): maturation of SSU-rRNA from tricistronic rRNA transcript (SSU-rRNA, 5.8S rRNA, LSU-rRNA)
Cellular component (GO): nucleolus; small-subunit processome
Source: RefSeq, a predicted model, not a curated record
UUUAGAAUUCAAUUUUACAAUCCACAUUUGCGACUCCAAUUGCCGCUUCACCUUUACAACAUUUUAAAUAUGGGAAAGAAGAGAAAGGCCUCCAGCGGCCCUUCGCAGCCAAAGGGCCCUCGAGAAUACGAUCCAGCUGAUGCAAGACUCGGUCCCAUCAACAGCUACGAAGACGUAGCUGACUCGGAAGAUGAAUACUUCUUAAACAAGGACCAGAUCCUUUUCGAUGAUGGUCCGAAGUCCAAAAAGCAGAGACGGAUAGAAGAGGAGGACGAGUUUUUGGAAAACUCCGACGAAGAAGCACUUGCUUACGAUGACGAAGACUCGGAUGAUGACGAGGGCGACGACCAAGAUGAUAACACUCGCAAGCCUACGAAAUCCGCCAAGGGACGGCGUGACAAUGGCUCUGAAUCUGGACAGGAGGAAGGAGAGGAAGGCGACUCUAACUGGUGGGGUUCCUCUAGAAAAGAAUAUUACAAUGCCGAUAACCUCGAGACGGAAGCCGACGCCUUGGAAGAGGAGCAGGAAGCCCGACGGCUACAGAAGAAGAAAUUGGCCAAGAUGUCAGAGAGUGAUUUCAUCUUUGACGAAGCUGAAUGGCUUGCUCCUGAAGCCGAUGAUGUUGACCAGAACGAGGUUGUCACCGAAGUCUUGAAGGAUGUUGAGAUUCCAGCUGAUAUGGGCGCCGAGGAGAGGUAUCGUCUCUUACGAACAAGGUACCCCGAGUUUGAUUACCUAGCGGAUGAGCUCCAACAAUUACAACCUCUACUCGUGGAUGUUCAAAAACAGGCAGAAGGUCAACCAUCAAAAUCGUUGGCGGUGGUCAAGUACCGGGUCCUUGGUUGCUAUGUUGCUACGCUUGCGAUGUAUUUCGCUACUAUGACAUCGCCAGCCAGAGAUGCCGCCAGCGGGAACACAAAAUCGCUCGAUCCAACAGAACUGCGGGAUCAUGAGGUUAUGGGGACAUUACUUGAGUGCCGAGAUGCUUGGAAGAAGGCGGAACAACGGAAGGCUAAGGCUAUCGAGGAAUCGCUUGCUGAUCUUGAUGCGCUUAUUACCACAAAGAAGAAGUCGAAGAAACCAAGCGCCGAGAUCGCGACUAGGGAUGGUGACUCGGACUUUGGAGAAGAAGAAACCCUCGAUGCCAAAGCAGCGGCUGAAAAGGCAGCACGCAAGAAGAGUCUUAGGUUUUACACUUCGCAGAUCGUACAGAAAGCCAAUCGCCGUGCGGGCGCAGGCAGAGACGCGGGUGGUGAUAUGGAUAUCCCCUACAGAGAGCGCCUCAAGGAUAGACAAGCUCGUCUCAAUAUCGAAGCAGAGAAGCGCGGGAAGAACUCAAGUAUGGGCGCUGAUCUUGGGGAUGAUAGCGACGAAGAAGACGGUCGAGUUACCAAUGCCAUGAGAGACGACGAAGAUGAAUACUAUGAUAUGAUCGCAGCCAGGUCAAGCAAUAAGAAGGAGGAGAAGGCAGCUAGGGCGGCAGCUCUCGCGGCAGCUAGCUCAAGGGACCGGGUUGUUCAAAAGGAAGUGGUUGGCGAGGAUGGAAAACGCAAGAUUUCUUACCAGAUAGAAAAGAAUAAGGGACUCACGCCCCAUCGGAAGAAGGACGUAAGAAAUCCAAGAGUCAAGAAGAGGAAGGCAUAUGCAGAGAAGCAAAAGAAGUUGAAGAGUAUGAAGGCAGUGUACAAGGGCGGCGAAGGUCGGGGUGGAUAUGCGGGAGAGUUGACUGGUAUCAAGCCCGGCUUGAUCAAGAGUGUCAAGUUAGGCUAGACAUUAAUAUUAUGAGUGCCGCCUUCUAUGAUAUUCUAUCU